This is a messenger RNA of Trichoderma asperellum CBS 433.97, 871 nucleotides long. Lineage: Eukaryota; Fungi; Ascomycota; Sordariomycetes; Hypocreales; Hypocreaceae. The record is from the annotation of a RefSeq genome assembly.
GUGUGGCAAUGCCAAGGCGAGGCACAAAUUCCGCGCUGGGGCGGCCAGGAGUAAAAAAGGGAGAAUUGAUUAUGCUGAGCAAAUAGGGGAAUGGCAAGAAAAGGCAAAUAGAGAAGCGAAACUUCAGACCGCGCGCUUUCGGGGCUUGGCUCGGCACCGAAACGGCUCAUCCCCCGCACCGCCGUUUUUUUCCCUUCUGACACCACCGAUAUGCGCACAUGGCUGUAGGGCAAUUGCCCACUUCGUUUACACGUGCUUAGCCGGACGAUUCCAACCCAAUUCUAUGGGGAGUGAGCGUGGCCUCUUUGGUUCGCCUUGGGGGCCAAUACGAUGGACCAUCAAGCACAUUAAAAGGAAUACGGGAGGAGUGUACAAUAAUAAGGGGGCCUUCUUUUUCUCCCAUGGUAUGGUUCAGCUCCUGGGCAAGACCAAGCUUAAGCUGAAGGAAAAGGAACCAUGAAAAGGCAAAAACGGAAAAAGUGGAUGCGUGCUUCCUGAGCCUUCUGCUAUUUUUAAUUGAUCUUGCUCGGCCCAGGGGGGGUUGGGGGUUGUUUUGCUUCUCUUGGCUCAUAUAGCAGCUGGCUGACUAGUAUGCGGAGUUGCUUUUCUGCCCUUGGGCCCUGCAUGUCUGGUGUGGGAUAGUUGAUGAACUUACACGAGAUCGUCCAACCGGCGAGGCGAAGUGACGUUGGUAGGGUAGCAUUCAUCACAGGGCUUUUCUGUCGCUCCUUGUUAUCAUCACUAGAUCUGCCCUUUUGCCAUUUGUCUGCCACUCUCUCCUAAAUCUUUUUCCCGCCUUACCCCGGCAGGAUUCGGAUAUUAAGCCCUAAAUUGAUGAAAAAGGGUACCAAACAAAGGACACCCCGGAUAG